Molecule: messenger RNA, 1628 nt
Organism: Astyanax mexicanus (Mexican tetra)
Lineage: Eukaryota; Metazoa; Chordata; Actinopteri; Characiformes; Acestrorhamphidae
Product: zinc finger protein 436-like
Exons: 2
Coding region: 282-1259 (325 amino acids)
Source: RefSeq, a predicted model, not a curated record
AAUGUGUAAAUAGUGGAAUUAAGCGCUGUUAGCUCUGUUUCUAAUUCAGAUUAUUUUGUUCACAGUGAUGAACACGGGCCAGGAAAGAUGAACUCCGGUCAGACCUCCUUUUAUGUAAAUGAAAAUAUUCUCCUGGAAUUCACCACCAACAACCAGGAUAUUUAUCAAAAGAUCAAAGUUAAACUGCUGAAAGAGGGGAAGCACAAGCCAUCCUGAAGAAUCUGGAGAACACACAAAAAUAGUUUGCUACAUUUAAUAGACAAAUAAAGCCAAGUCCCGACAUGGAGAAACAUCAGCACUCUGUCAAGAGUUUUACUAAACAGAGUGAUCUCAAAAAACAUCAGCGCAUUCACACAGGAGAGAAACUGUAUCACUGCUCAGACUGUGGAAAGAGUUUUAAUCGACAGAGUCAUCUCCAACAACACCAGCGCAUUCACACAGGAGAGAAACCGUAUCACUGCUCAGACUGUGGGAAGAAUUUUAAUCAACAGAGUACUCUCAAAACACAUCAGCGCAUUCACACAGGAGAGAAACCGUAUCACUGCUCAGACUGUGGGAAGAGUUUUACUACCCAGAGUGAACUUAAACAACACCAGCGCAUUCACACAGGAGAGAAACCGUACCACUGCUCAGACUGUGGGAACAGUUUUAAUCAACAGGGUCAUCUCAAACUGCACCAGCGCAUUCACACAGGAGAGAAACCGUAUCACUGCUCAGACUGUGGGAAGAGUUUUACUACCCAGAGUGAACUUAAACGACACCAGCGCAUUCACACAGGAGAGAAACCGUAUUACUGCUCAGACUGUGGGAAGAGUUUUAAUCAACAGAGUACUCUCAAAAACCACCAGCGCAUUCACACAGGAGAGAAACCAUAUUACUGCUCAGACUGUGGGAAGAGUUUUAAUCAACAGAGUACUCUCAAAACACACCAGCGCAUUCACACAGGAGAGAAACCGUAUCGUUGCUCAGACUGUGGGAGGAGUUUUACAGCACAGAGUGAUCUCAAAAAACACCAGCGCAUUCACACAGGAGAGAAACCGUAUCACUGCUCAGACUGUGGGAAGAGUUUUACUGAACAGAGUAAUCUCAAAAACCAUCAGCGCAUUCACACUGGAGUAAAACCAUAUUACUGCUCAGACUGUGGGAAGAUUUUUACUACACAGAGUAAUCUCAAAAAUCACCAGCGCAUUCACACAGAAGAGAAACCGUAUCACUGUUCAGAUUGUGAGAAGAGUUUUGCUACACAGAGUCAACUUUAAAAUCAUCAGCGCAUUCACACAGGAGAGAAAACUGUCCCAAAUUUGUUCCACGGCAAUAAAAAGCGCAAAUCGUAAAUCUUUCAGACAGAACACCUUAUCCUACACAAAUGUUUCACUUUGUCACUUGGGACACGUUCCACCAGAAACAAACAUGAACUGAAUUUAACAACGGAUUUUACAUAUUCAGCAAAAUGAAUCUGAUCCAGAUGAUGUUUAUUGAAAUUAAUGUUAUGUUUUCUCGUAUGUUUGAUAUUCCAGGACAUUCACUCGUUGAUGUACUUUUACUCUUUUCUAAUAUAUAUUUAUAUAUACAUAUAUGUAAUGCUGAAACUAUUUUACCAGUAAACUUUCAUACAUUUUAAAUUCUAA